GUCGGUGUGUUUACGGCGCGCGUGUGUGUGUGUGCGCGAGGCGCGCGUGUUCGCUAACCGCAGUUGUUCGUCACACGACGCCGCGUCGCUUGUAGACGGGCCCACUGCGAAACGCGCCCCGCACGCGACUGCCAAGCGACGGAACGCUACGCACUUGGGGACCCGCGGCCGGCACCACCGACCGAUAGCGAGAAAACAAUUGUUAAAACGGCAUCGUCGAUAGUAAUAAUAUAUAGUAAUUAGUUAACGAUAUUUCGCCGUUCCCGCGCUACGACGACGACGAUGCGAUCGCGCCCGGCGGAGCUGCGCCAGCGGUGAGCUUUUCCGGCGAUCGUCGUACCCGAAGAGUGCCUACCUACCUAUCUACCUACGAACAGCCACGGAGCGAGCGAGCGAGCCGUCGGCACGAAACACCCGAAAUGCUACACUCCUACGAACACAUCGUUGACGCUCAACAGUCGUCGGUCGGAGACGAGCUGUACAACCUGACACAGUUGGCCGAGGUCAGCAUAGUCUACUUUAGACAACACACGGCCACGAUCAUCGACAGUUCAAGUGCCUACGAAAAGGACAUCAAGAAAAACGAUGUUGAUGACAACAACCAUAAUACAAUAACCACGGAACAAACAACAAAAAAGACAACUAACAAGGAACGUCAGUGUCCGGACUGUGGGAAAUGUUAUAGCACGUCCAGCAAUUUAGCCCGACACCGACAAACGCACAGGUCGCUAGCCGACAUCAAAGCUAGGCACUGUCCCCACUGUGACAAGGUUUACGUAUCGAUACCAGCCUUUUCGAUGCACAUGCGAACACAUAGUCAAUCGUGCAAAUGUGACAUUUGCGGUAAAUGCUUUUCCAGACCAUGGCUGUUGCAAGGGCACAUUCGCACCCAUACGGGUGAAAAACCUUACGAGUGCGAAAAAUGUCGCAAAGCAUUUGCAGAUAAGUCAAACUUGCGAGCGCAUCUUCAGACCCAUUCUACAGAGAAACCACACGUCUGUCAGAAAUGCAAAAAGGCAUUUGCACUCAAAUCAUACUUGUACAAACAUGAGGAAUCUGCUUGUGGUAAAAUUACUUUGUUGAACAACAAUAACAACAACGAUUAGGAACCCUUUUUUUUUUA
Messenger RNA from Melanaphis sacchari, 1123 nucleotides. Its product is annotated as transcriptional repressor scratch 1-like. Bases 420 to 1106 code for a protein of 228 amino acids. The transcript has 5 exons. Gene Ontology annotation, molecular function: DNA-binding transcription factor activity, RNA polymerase II-specific; RNA polymerase II cis-regulatory region sequence-specific DNA binding. The record is from RefSeq and is a predicted model, not a curated record. NCBI's taxonomy places the organism in Eukaryota, Metazoa, Arthropoda, Insecta, Hemiptera, Aphididae. Gene Ontology annotation, biological process: regulation of DNA-templated transcription.